AUGAGACUCUGUCUCCAAACAGCUGUCCAUGUCUGUCGUAUCUCUGGGAGUAGGUUUUGUGUGGUUCAGGGGAGUAAUGAUGCUGCUGAGGAGCUCUUGUUCGUUGAGUUGAGGAAGUCCUCAAGUCACAUAGUGGGGGAAGUUGCUUUGGUGCAUGAGGCUUGGGACGAUUCUUCACCAACAGGUGAGAAGGAUACUUCGGGCUUUCACUGA
Molecule: messenger RNA, 213 nt
Organism: Arabis nemorensis
Lineage: Eukaryota; Viridiplantae; Streptophyta; Magnoliopsida; Brassicales; Brassicaceae
Source: the annotation of a GenBank genome assembly